Rhododendron vialii is the source of this 3857-nucleotide messenger RNA. Its product is annotated as calcium-transporting ATPase 2, plasma membrane-type-like. The transcript has 6 exons. The record is from RefSeq and is a predicted model, not a curated record. Gene Ontology annotation, cellular component: membrane; intracellular membrane-bounded organelle. Gene Ontology annotation, biological process: calcium ion transmembrane transport. Bases 241 to 3381 code for a protein of 1046 amino acids. Lineage: Eukaryota; Viridiplantae; Streptophyta; Magnoliopsida; Ericales; Ericaceae. Gene Ontology annotation, molecular function: P-type calcium transporter activity; ATP hydrolysis activity; ATP binding.
AAGUGUUUUCACCAGAUUUCGGAUCUAUUUCCUCCCUUUCAGCAGAGCUUUCGUUGCUGAAGUUUCUUCUGCUUUAAUUUUUCCCCUUUACACAUCUGGUAAACUCCUAAUUUGCUUAAAACUGAAAGGAAAAAAAAAUGCGAUGGGAACUUCCCGUUACCCCGUAGUUCCUCUCUGAAUUGCGAAGUUAUAUUCUUGAAUGAUCGGAGCAUAACGGUUGAACAAAAUAGGAGAGAGGGGAUGGAGAGUUUUUUGAAUGAGAAUUUUGGGGCGGUGAAGGCGAAGAACUCCCCGGAUGAGGCGUUGCAGAGAUGGAGGGACCUUUGUGGAGUUGUGAAGAACCCCAAGCGCAGGUUUCGAUUCACAGCCAAUCUCUCCAAGCGCUACGAGGCUGCCGCCAUGCGCCAAUCCAAUCAGGAGAAGUUGAGAGUUGCGGUUUUGGUUUCCAAAGCAGCGUUUCAGUUCAUCCAAGGUGAAGCUAUUCACACUUUUCAAUGUUCUAUUUUCUGUGAUAAAAUGAUUUCUUGGUGUGACUCUCCUCAGGGUAUGUGGACAGGUGUGCAAUUUAGUGACUAUGUUGUCCCUGAUGAAGUUAAAGCUGCUGGAUUCGGCAUUUGUGCUGAUGAGCUGAGCUCCAUUGUUGAAGGCCAUGAUCUUAAAAAGCUGAAAUUUCAUGGCGGUGUAUCUGGUAUUGCAGACAAGCUCUCUACAUCAACUACCGCAGGUCUCACAGCCGGUACUGAUUUGAUGGUUCGUAGACAGGAGAUUUUUGGAAUCAAUAAAUUCACGGAAAGUGAAGCACGGAGUUUUUGGGUAUUUGUUUGGGAAGCCUUUCAAGACAUGACACUCAUGAUCCUUGGCGUAUGUGCAUUUGUCUCUCUGAUAGUUGGCCUGGCAAUGGAAGGAUGGCCGAAGGGGGCCCAUGAUGGUCUUGGGAUCGUCGCUAGUAUUUUGUUGGUUGUAUUUGUGACGGCAACAAGUGAUUAUAGGCAAUCCUUACAGUUCAAAGAUUUAGACAAAGAGAAGAAGAAGAUUGACAUUCAAGUUACGAGGAGCGGUUACCGGCACAAAAUGUCAAUAUAUGACCUAUUGCCUGGUGAUAUUGUACAUCUUUCUUUAGGGGACCAAGUUCCGGCAGAUGGGCUCUUUGUUUCAGGGUUUUCAGUGGUAAUUGACGAAUCGAGUUUGACCGGAGAGAGUGAGCCCGUUAUGUCAACAGCUGAAAGCCCAUUUCUUUUAUCAGGAACUAAGGUACAAGAUGGAUCAUGCAAGAUGAUGGUGACAACCGUUGGGAUGAGAACCCAAUGGGGCAAGUUGAUGGCAACCCUUAGUGAAGGGGGAGAUGAUGAGACCCCACUGCAGGUUAAACUGAAUGGGGUGGCAACCAUUAUUGGUAAGAUAGGCCUUUUCUUUGCAGUUGUCACUUUUGCAGUUCUGGUGCGAAAAAUGUUUGGUCGAAAACUGCUUGAAGGGACUCACUGGAGUUGGUCUGGAGAUGAUGCAUUGGAAUUGUUGGAAUAUUUUGCCAUUGCUGUCACUAUCGUUGUUGUUGCAGUUCCUGAGGGGCUACCUCUGGCUGUGACGUUGAGCCUUGCCUUUGCUAUGAAGAAGAUGAUGAAUGAUAAGGCUCUUGUCCGUCAUUUGGCUGCUUGUGAGACGAUGGGAUCUGCCACUUGUAUUUGUAGUGACAAGACUGGGACACUGACUACAAACAGAAUGACUGUUGUUAAAUCAUGUAUUUGUUUGAAUGUCAAGGAAGUGAGUAGAGCGGGUAAUGCUUCAAACUUAUGCUCUGAAAUCCCGGAUUCUGCUGUAAAACUUCUGCUGCAGUCAAUAUUCAAUAAUACUGGUGGGGAAGUUGUGGUUAACAAAAGAGGCAAACGUGAAAUAUUAGGGACACCAACUGAUGCUGCUUUAUUGGAGUUUGGCUUGUCGCUUGGUGGAGAUUUUCAGGCUGAGAGAAAUGCAUCUAAGCUUAUUAAAGUUGAGCCAUUCAACUCUACCAAGAAACAAAUGGGGGUUGUUUUGGAGCUUUCUGAUGGUGGUCUGAGGGCCCAUUGCAAAGGUGCUUCAGAAAUAGUAUUGGCUUCCUGUGACAAGGUGAUAAAUUCAAAUGGUGAGGCUGUUCCCCUCGAUGAUGCUUCCAUUAACCAUCUCAAGGUUACAAUAGAAAGUUUUGCCAGUGAAGCUCUUCGGACACUGUGUCUUGCGUAUAAGGAACUGGAUAAUGGGUUUUCUGCUGAAGAUCCUAUCCCAGGUUCAGGAUUUACUUGUAUUGGAAUUGUGGGUAUCAAAGAUCCCGUUCGUCCUGGUGUGAAGGAAUCAGUUGCGCUUUGUCGUUCAGCGGGUAUUACUGUUCGCAUGGUUACUGGAGACAAUAUAAAUACUGCAAAAGCUAUUGCUAGGGAAUGUGGGAUACUUACUGAUGACGGUAUUGCCAUAGAAGGUCCUGAUUUUCGGGAGAAGAGUCUAGAGGAGUUGCAUGAACUGAUCCCCAAAAUUCAGGUGAUGGCUCGAUCUUCACCUCUAGACAAGCAUACAUUGGUGAAGCAUUUGCGAACCACAUUUGAUGAAGUUGUUGCCGUGACUGGCGAUGGAACAAAUGAUGCUCCAGCACUUCAUGAAGCCGAUAUUGGACUUGCUAUGGGCAUUGCUGGAACUGAGGUGGCCAAAGAGAGUGCUGAUGUCAUAAUUUUGGAUGAUAAUUUCUCGACGAUUGUGACCGUGGCCAGAUGGGGGCGCUCAGUGUACAUUAACAUUCAAAAGUUUGUACAGUUCCAACUAACUGUUAAUGUGGUUGCUCUAAUUGUCAACUUCACUUCAGCUUGUAUGACAGGGAGUGCUCCGCUCACCGCUGUUCAGCUUUUGUGGGUCAACAUGAUUAUGGACACGUUAGGAGCACUUGCACUAGCCACUGAGCCUCCUAACGACGAGUUAAUGAAGCGAUUACCAGUUGGAAGAAGAGGGAAUUUCAUCACCAAUGUUAUGUGGAGGAAUAUACUUGGGCAAUCCUUGUAUCAGUUCUUGGUAAUUUGGUUUCUUCAAUCAAUUGGGAAAUGCGUGUUUGGACUUGAUGGAAGCGAUUCUGAUCUGGUCCUGAACACGCUUAUUUUCAACUGUUUCGUUUUCUGUCAGGUGUUUAACGAAAUAAGCUCCAGAGAGAUGGAGAAAAUCGAUGUCUUAGAAGGAAUAUUGGACAACUAUGUUUUUGUACUCGUUAUCAGUUGCACGGUCUUUUUCCAGAUCAUAAUCAUCGAGUACCUUGGAGCAUUUGCAAAUACAACACCACUCACUUUUGGACAGUGGUUCUUUAGCAUAUUUGUCGGGUUCUUAGGCAUGCCGGUUGCAGCUGGCUUGAAGAUGAUUCCAGUGGAUACGUGAUUCGGUAACAACACUUUUCAAAUCUCAUGCACACAAAAGCUCUUUUGUUCAUUGUAGUAGUCUGUUCUGAGGUGAUGGAAGCUCUUGGAUAGGAGGGAUGUUCUUCUGGUACUCUCUUCGAGAACAAUACCGAAAGAUAUAAAUUGAAAUCGGGAAUCUACUACCGCAUAAUUUUUCAUUUUUAAGAUUCCGAAUUUCCUUCUAGUAUUCUUUGCCAACAGAGGGAGCAUAAACAAUGUUGGGCGGAGUCCCUAGCGCCCUCCUCAGAUUCAAAAUUUUCAAAUAAACUCAGGAGGGUGAGGAGAAGAUUUACUUACUAUCAUGUGUUAAACUAAAUUAGCUAGAACUUCCAUUUAUGGUCUGUUAUGCAAUGAUUCGGUUAUCUUGUGGUGCCAAGUUUUUCCAUAUUUAAGUGUAUUCGGUAUGUGACAUGGGAUAAAUUCAUUUUCUCUAAACUUCGGGUAGAAUUCUGUUCA